Boleophthalmus pectinirostris (great blue-spotted mudskipper) is the source of this 4034-nucleotide messenger RNA. RefSeq names its product sodium-dependent neutral amino acid transporter B(0)AT2-like. The record is from RefSeq and is a predicted model, not a curated record. Gene Ontology annotation, biological process: sodium ion transmembrane transport. Lineage: Eukaryota; Metazoa; Chordata; Actinopteri; Gobiiformes; Gobiidae. Bases 332 to 2290 code for a protein of 652 amino acids. The transcript is spliced from 12 exons. Gene Ontology annotation, cellular component: membrane.
UUGCAUCAAGCGGAAGAGGUUUAGUACCAGAUAAAGGCAUGAAUAAAGGGUAGUGAAUGCGGGCUUCUUUGAUCAUGUGUAUAUCUAUCGGUGACAGACAGUCUUUCAUAGGCAUUUUGCUUUAAACAAUAGUACCUACAACCGCUUGUGCCAACCAAGAAGAAUGUAUUGGCUCUACAUUCGCGCGUAAUAAUUUGGUAGUAACGCGCCAGAUUCUGGGUGCUACACGUGUUCGUGAAGGAUUUCACAUCCCUGUAGUCUACGUUUGACUGUAGUUUAAGGAAUUUACUCUAAAUUACCUCGCUUUCCGCGACGUCUUUGUGAACAAGACAUGGAGAAGCAGCCCUUGCCUAAGGAUGAUGACCAGACUGAGAGUGGACCCUAUGGGGGUGAAGACAGGCAGCAGGACUCUGGGCCAGUGGCACGAGCAGGCUGGAACAGUAAAAUCGAGUACUUUUUGGCCCAAGUGGGCUUCAGUGUGGGUCUCGGGAACGUUUGGCGGUUUCCAUAUUUGUGCCACCAGAACGGAGGAGGAGCCUUCCUCCUCCUGUACAUUCUGCUAAUGCUGGUGGUGGGUAUCCCCCUGUUUUUCCUGGAGCUGGCCGCAGGACAGGCCAUUAGACAGGGGAGCAUCGGUGUGUGGAAGUACAUCUCCCCAAGGCUGUCUGGGAUCGGCUACUCCAGCUGUGUGGUGUGUUUCUUUGUUGCUCUUUACUACAAUGUGAUUCUUGCCUGGAGCCUCUUCUACCUGGGGAACUCAUUCCAGUACCCUUUACCCUGGGAACAGUGUCCAAGUGAGGGCAAUACUACUGAGUGUGAAAAGAGCUCUAACACAUCAUACUUCUGGUACCGGAAAGCUCUGGACAUCACUGACUCGAUUGAUGAGACAGGCUCAUUCAACCCUUACAUUGUGGGCUGUCUGCUGGGAGCCUGGGCCAUCGUGUGCCUUGGAAUGUUUAGAGGAAUCAAAAGCUCUGUCAAGGUUAUGUACUUCUCUUCUAUAUUUCCAUAUGUGGUGCUCUUUUGUUUUCUUGUGCGUGGACUCAUGUUGGACGGUGCCAUGGAGGGCAUUGCCCACAUGUUCUACCCAAAGAUUGAAAUUUGGGGCAACAUACAGGUCUGGAGACAAGCUGCCACCCAGGUGUUUUUUGCCCUUGGUCUGGGCUUUGGGUCUAUUAUCGCGUAUUCAUCCUAUAAUCCUAAAAAUAAUAACUGCCACAGAGAUGCUUUCACUGUCUCCUUCAUCAACUUCCUGACAUCAGUCCUGGCCACUCUGGUUGUAUUUGCAGUGCUAGGCUUUCGUGCCAAAGACAAGGUUAAAGAAUGUAUCUCUAGUAAUAUGAAGAAGUUGUCUGAGGGAUUUCACAGUGGGAUGAUGGACAUAAGCAUGAUGCCAAAGUUCAACAUGUCAGACUUGAGUUCUGUGGCUCCUGAAGAUUACACUUCCUGGUUUUUACAAUAUGGCAAGAACAUCUCAGGGAGUAUAACUGAGUGCAACUUGGAGAACGAGAUGCAAAAGGGCGCGGAAGGCACUGGUUUGGCAUUUAUAGCAUUCACUGAAGCUAUUACGCUGCUCCCUGGCAGUCCUUUCUGGUCCGCCCUGUUCUUCCUCAUGCUUCUCAACCUGGGACUCAGCACAAUGUUUGGUACUAUGGAAGGCAUUCUGGCCCCACUAAGUGACCGUUUUCAGACACUGGCCAAUAACAAGACAAAACUCACUGUGUUCAGCUGUGUCAUUGGCUUUCUGAUUGGCCUGCUCUUCACUCAGCGCUGUGGAAACUACUUCGUCACCAUGUUUGACGACUACUCUGCCACUCUGCCCCUCAUCAUUGUGGUGGUGUUCGAGACCUUCAGUGUGUCUUGGCUCUAUGGAGCUGAUAGGUUUCUCGAUGAUUGUGAGGGGAUGCUUGGAUGGCGGCCACAUGUUAUUUACAAAUACUUGUGGAAAUACAUUUGUCUGCUUUCAAUGUUGGGUCUCCUGCUGGCCACAACAAUCCGCAUGUUUAUUAAAAGACCAACAUACAUGGCAUGGAAUCGUGAAAAAGCCUCUGAGGUCUACCUAGACUAUCCUGAUUGGGCACUGGCUGUUCUAGCUUUGUUGAUCAUAUUUGCCAUGAUGCCUGUCCCUCUAUGUUUCAUCUACUCAGUGCUGCGGGACAGAAUGAGGCGAUCGUCCAGAGAUGUAGAAAAUACAGCGUACAGCAUGGUCAGUACAGAUGACAAGUGUGAGACUCCCCUCACAGACAUGUCAGAACUGGAGCAAAGGAAUGGAUCUGCGGCCAUGUACUAGUAAACCGUUACAAAUUCUUUGUUAUGCUCUACAGGAUUGUUGUUUUAGAUGAGAUUUUGAUUCAGCCAUGACACAGUUACUGCAGUUUGCUGUAACAGUGUGUUAACUGUAUUACUUCACUGUUGCCAUCAACAACUUGAAAUGUGCCUUUACAUUUCAGAAGGAAAUUGCAUUAAUAUUGUCCACAAUCACACCCCAAAAUAUUCUCCUCACAACAAACUCAGAUGCUCUUGGGUAUCUCUGGUGUAGAUAUAUCAUCUAAAAGUCCUGCUGUUAUUAACAGGAAAAUGUGGGAGUUUGUACAGUGAACACCUGAGACUGAGACCUCUUGCUUCACACACUGACACUGUUGUUUGUGUAUUGAUAAGAGCGAGAACUGGAACAUGAUCACCAGAGCACACACCCAGUGUUUAGCCAUGAAGAUGCUAAAGAUUAUAGCAGAUAAAGUAUUAAUGUAAAUCACACUGAAACACGUUUACAGCUUUAAUAUUCCUCCCGAGUCAUAAAGGUCUCAUGUCUUCCUUUUCAAACACACUUUGUGAUGUGCUGCUAGUAUGAGCACAAAUGAUGCAUAUGAGCUAAACUGCUCUGGUACAUAUCAUAUGGACACUGGUGAGAAUAGUGUCUGUUACGACCCAGCUCGUUUGGGGUGAGGGAAGUAACAAAAAUAAAACCAAGAUGUAAAAUGGAAUAAAUUAAGUAAUGUUUAAUUAACAGGAAUGUAAAGGUAAAUUAACAAAACACUAAAAAUAUACAGAAAACAACCUAAACUAAGAAACAGAACAACAGAAUAAACAGAGCUUUGUGCCAGAAAAGGGGACAUGCAGGCUUACACAAAAACGAGUGGUAAAACUUAGGGACACACAUUAAACUAAAACACAAGUUCCCCAAAUUAAACCACAUAAACCCACAAACAGAAUCGAGUGACCAAAUCAAAAAAGGCACACAACUAAAACUACACACACACACACAAACACACACACAAAACAAUAUGGCAUACUAGCCACCAAGGCCAGCAGCCCCGAACAGGUGCUGGCAAUCUCUUUAAAUAGGGGGCGGUGGCUGCAGGUGAGGUGGGCGUCGACUUGCCCCACCAAUCACAGACCAGGAAUUAGGAGAACUUUGCAAAAAUCACACAGCAAAUUAAACCUAAGGCCUGGGGCCGUAACAGUGUCUAAUCAGUAAUUCCCAAUCAUAGGGCUGGGACAUAAAGUAGGGCUGUGACCCCCUCCUUGAGGGCCCUACAAUCAGUAGAAUAUAAUGAGACUGGGCCCUGGGUUACUUUGUAUAGAAAAAGUUGGGCAUCAAGAUCAACAAGAAACUUUGGUCUAAUUUAAUGAAUUUGUAAAUAACAUAGCCCAGAACAAAUUCAUUGAAUAACUCUAAAGUCAUAUGCAUGUUGUAAUUGACCAAAAUUAUGUCAACAUUUGAUGGUGAUACCUUUUUUCCCUUUAUGGUUGGAUUGUCUUUUUGUUGGUGUACUGUAAUAUCACUGCUGUGGUUUUCUUGUAGAUUUAAAUGCUGUUGGAUUAUUAAGUCUCAAGUGCCUUCUGCUUUUUAUUGAUGAUGAAUUUUUGAUGUCACCACAUUCCAACACACAGUAUGUAUAGGUUUUAUGACUGUCCCAUUACCUUGAGUAUAGUUGUCUUGUAGAUUUGUUUGUAAAAGAUGAAAAGAAAAUGUAAUAUAAUACCUUGUAAUAUAUUUAUGGAUUUUUUUAAUAAAUACAUUUUGAGCAUUUGAA